AUAGUAAAACCCUAAAACCCUAGAAGCUGCUUCUUCUAGACCCUUCUCUUUCCUCUCUAAAUAAAAGACCUAAAAACUCUAUAUUCAUCCCCCACUUCUCUCUGUCUCUCUCACCACCAUUUUCUCAGUUGCAAAAAAAUGUAUCGUUUUGCAGCAAAUCUUGCUUCCAAAGCCAGAGUUGCAAGAACCAGCACCCAGCAGAUUGGUGGAAGGUUAAAUUGGAGUAGAAAUUAUGCUGCAAAGGACAUUAGAUUUGGAGUUGAAGCUCGGGCUAUGAUGCUUCAAGGGGUUGAGGAACUUGCUGAUGCUGUUAAAGUCACUAUGGGUCCAAAGGGACGUAAUGUGGUGAUUGAACAAAGUUGGGGUGCACCCAAAGUAACAAAAGAUGGUGUCACUGUCGCAAAAAGUGUUGAGUUCAAGGACAAAAUAAAAAAUGUUGGUGCAAGCCUCGUAAAACAAGUUGCCAAUGCCACAAAUGAUGUUGCUGGUGAUGGUACCACGUGUGCUACAGUCCUCACCCGAGCAAUAUUUGCUGAAGGAUGCAAGUCAGUGGCAGCUGGUAUGAAUGCAAUGGACCUUAGACGGGGUAUCACCAUGGCCGUAGAUUCCGUUGUAACAAACCUGAAAAGCAGAGCACGGAUGAUCAGCACAUCAGAGGAAAUUGCACAGGUUGGGACUAUCUCUGCAAAUGGAGAAAGAGAAAUUGGUGAGCUAAUUGCAAAGGCUAUGGAGAGAGUAGGCAAGGAGGGAGUCAUCACUAUUCAAGAUGGAAAGACACUGUUCAAUGAGUUGGAGGUUGUUGAAGGGAUGAAGCUGGACAGAGGUUACAUUUCACCAUACUUCAUCACAAAUCAGAAGAAUCAGAAAUGUGAACUCGAUGAUCCACUAAUUCUUAUUCAUGAGAAAAAGAUCUCAAGCGUUAAUGCUGUCGUGAAAGCAUUAGAGUUGGCUCUGAAGAGGCAAAGGCCCCUCUUAAUUGUGGCUGAAGAUGUGGACAGUGAAGCACUUGCCACUCUUAUUUUGAACAAGCUUCGUGCUGGAAUCAAAGUUUGUGCCAUUAAAGCACCGGGCUUUGGUGAAAACAGGAAAGCUAAUUUGCAAGAUCUUGCUAUUUUGACUGGAGGCCAAGUUGUAACAGAAGAGCUUGGAUUGAACAUUGAAAAUGUGGAGUUGGAUAUGCUGGGAUCAUGUAAAAAGGUGGCUAUUUCCAAGGAUGAUACUGUCAUUCUUGAUGGCGCUGGUGAGAAGAAGUCCAUAGAGGAGCGAUGUGAACAGAUUAGAUCAACCAUUGAACUCAGCACAUCUGAUUAUGACAAGGAGAAGUUGCAGGAAAGACUAGCUAAGAUUUCAGGAGGUGUUGCUGUGUUAAAGAUCGGAGGAGCUAGUGAAGCUGAGGUUGGCGAAAAGAAAGAUAGAGUCACCGAUGCUUUGAAUGCCACAAAGGCUGCCGUCGAGGAAGGAAUUGUUCCAGGUGGUGGUGUUGCUCUUCUUUAUGCAGCAAAGGAAUUGGAUAAAUUAGAAACUGCCAACUUUGACCAGAAAAUUGGUGUACAGAUUAUUCAGAAUGCUCUUAAGACACCUGUACAUACAAUAGCUUCAAAUGCAGGAGUAGAGGGUGCAGUCGUGGUUGGUAAACUGUUGGAGCAGGAUGACACUGAUCUUGGAUAUGAUGCUGCCAAAGGUGAAUAUGUGGAUAUGGUCAAGGCAGGAAUCAUUGACCCGUUGAAAGUGAUCAGGACAGCCUUGGUCGAUGCUGCCAGCGUGUCAUCUCUCUUGACCACGACCGAAGCAGUUGUUGUCGAGCUUCCUAAGGAUGAGAAAGAAACUCCAGCAAUGGGUGGUGGCAUGGGUGGCAUGGACUACUAAUAGAAAAGCCAAGAAUAGUAAUUGAAGCUGCUUGACUCACAAUUGGUUAGAACAAAUGAAAAUAAAUUUAGGGUUGUUGCCCAUUUUGAUGAAUCUUUAUGAGAGGAUAGGCGCCCAUUGUACCCAUAGUAAGAGAGACUAUUGUGAAUUCAUCUAUAUGUAGGUUGAGAAUUUGUUAGUUUUUUUUUUUCAUUUCCGGAAACACAAUUUCUCUCCCCCACUUAUUUCUACAAUUUUACAUGCAGCAAAAUCUUGCUGUCACCUCCUAGUCGAAUUGCUUUAUUUCAUCUCUCCUGUGUCGAGGGUCUAGGAUAAGCUUUGCACACAAACUACUAGACAUCACUUAUGGUAUCCUACUAGGUUUUUUGUUGUGUUGCUGUUGUACCACCCUGUGGCCAAAUUGGUAAUAGAUGAGAAAGUUAUGAUUAUCCAUA
Molecule: messenger RNA, 2300 nt
Organism: Nicotiana attenuata
Lineage: Eukaryota; Viridiplantae; Streptophyta; Magnoliopsida; Solanales; Solanaceae
Product: chaperonin CPN60-2, mitochondrial-like
Exons: 18
Coding region: 139-1866 (575 amino acids)
Biological process (GO): protein refolding
Cellular component (GO): cytosol; mitochondrion
Molecular function (GO): ATP binding; ATP-dependent protein folding chaperone
Source: RefSeq, a predicted model, not a curated record